AAACGGUCAGCAAUGACAACUAACAUACCUUUGACAAGUAAAUGCUGCACGAAACAUUAGCUAAAACCAAAAUCAGCAGUUCUAAUCUUGGUUUUACUAUAAAAACAGGAUGAGCAAAGGCUAGAAAUACAACUACUCCUAUUUUCUUUCAACUGCUAAUACAUCAUUCUUUUUUACAUACUUAUCUUAGCAACUAUGGACAAAAGAGCUGAUCAACUUCAUGUAUACUUUUUGCCAAUAAUGGCUCCAGGCCACAUGAUACCAUGUGUAGACAUGGCCAGGCAAUUUGCUAAGCAUGGUGUGAAGGUAACAAUUAUCACGACUCCUCUCAACGCGUCUAAAUUCUCCAAAACAAUCCAAAAAGACAGAGAGCUAGGCAGUGAUAUUAGCAUCCGUACAAUUGAAUUCCCUUGUAAAGAAGUUGGAUUGCCAGAGGGCUGUGAAAAUUUAGCUUCUACUACUAGUGCAGAAGAGACUCUAAAAUUCAUCAAAGCCAUGUACUUGUUUCAACAGCCAGUUGAACAGUUCAUGGAGGAAGAUCAUCCAGAUUGUAUAAUAGCAGGAAUUUACUUCCCAUGGACUCUUGAUGUUGCAGCCAAGAUGGGAAUUCCAAGACUAGCUUUUAAUGGUUCUGGUUUACUUCCUGUUUGUGCUUAUCACUGUUUGAUGGAACACAAACCUCAUUUGAAGGUUGAAUCCGAGACGGAAGAGUUCAUCAUCCCUGGCCUUCCUGACACAAUAAAGAUGUCAAGACAACAACUUCCAGAAAACUUAAAGGAAGAAAAGGAAACCCCAAUGACUGCAAUAAUUAACGAUAUAUUGAGAGCAGAAGCGUCUAGUUAUGGAGCUAUUGUAAACAGCUUUUAUGAGCUGGAACCAAAUUAUGUAAAACACUUCAGGGAAGUAGAAGGGAGAAAAGUGUGGCACGUUGGUCCUGUUUCGCUCUGCAAUAAAGACAACGAAGAUAAAACCCAAAGAGGGCAAGACAGUUCCUUUUGUGAGAAACAUUGUUUGGAUUGGCUCAAUACUAAGGAACCAAAAUCAGUCAUUUAUAUUUGUUUUGGCAGCAUGUCAAUCUUUUCAUCGGCUCAGUUGCUUGAGAUAGCAAUCGCUCUUGAAGCAUCAGACCGGCAAUUUAUUUGGGUGGUGAAGCAAAAUACAACAAAUGAAGAGCAGGAAAAGAGGAUGCCAGAAGGAUUUGAGGAAAAGCUGAACGGACGAGGUUUAAUAAUAAAAGGAUGGGCACCCCAGGUGUUGAUCCUUGAUCAUGAAGCCAUUGGAGGUUUUGUGACUCACUGUGGAUGGAACUCAUUGCUCGAAGGAGUAACUGCUGGAUUGCCAAUGGUUACAUGGCCACUGUCAGCUGAGCAAUUUUUUAAUGAGAAGCUACUCGUAGAGAUAUUAAAGAUAGGAGUUCCAGUAGGUGCUCAGGCUUGGUCUGAAAGAACACAUAGCAGAGUCCCAAUAAACAGGGAAAAUAUACAGAGAGCAGUGACCAAACUGAUGGUUGGUCAGGAAGCUGACGAGAUGAGAAGCCGUGCAGCUGCCUUAGGAAAAUCGGCUAAAAUGGCUGUGGAGAAAGGCGGAUCCUCUGACAAUAGCUUGGUUUCCUUACUAGAAGAAUUGAGGAAGGGGAAGAACAGCUCCAACUGAAAGGAAUUUGUUUAAAUGUAAUAAUACUAAAGACACUCUCUAAACUACUAAACAAGAAGAAAAAAAAACAGAAAAAUAAAGUGAACAAGUAUGAGAUCACAGACUAGUUCUUAAUCAUUUACCUUUGCUCCCUGCAAUAUUAAUCUUCAGUUGAAUUGUA
This is a messenger RNA of Solanum dulcamara, 1813 nucleotides long. RefSeq names its product scopoletin glucosyltransferase-like. Gene Ontology annotation, molecular function: UDP-glycosyltransferase activity. Lineage: Eukaryota; Viridiplantae; Streptophyta; Magnoliopsida; Solanales; Solanaceae. The transcript has a single exon. The record is from RefSeq and is a predicted model, not a curated record. Bases 196 to 1653 code for a protein of 485 amino acids.